AUGGCGACUCCCCUAUUUGCCAAUUCCUACUGGUCGCCAGACUACUCCACCGGUAUAGGAAAGCUAGCCCGUCAGCUGCGAUUGUCGUUGGGCCAACUACAUGAACUCAGACAGUACAUAUUAACUCAGGUGAAGAUUCACCUCAACAACGGAGAAUCCUUGGAUGGAUUGGCUCAAUCGUCUUAUCCGUUCGAUAGCGCGUUCAGACUGUCUCGCGGGCAGCGGCAAGUCAGUGGUGUCCGCAAAAUUUCCGGUCGGAUCACACAAGAGGCAGUAGAAGAAUUGGAUCUAGAUCUGGUAUACCGACAAUUUACACAGCAAAGUGCUGCUGAGCUGCAGCACUACAAAGACAUGGCUGCGAAAAUCGAGACACAGAUUUUGGAGCCAUUGACGGCUUUUUUGAAACAGAAUGAGCCCGUUGUAAAGGCGUCUAUAAAUGCAUUGUCUGACCUGGUCGCUGAGUACGAAGCUCAGUUCAAUGCCCUUGAAACAGUGAAAUCCGAAUACAAUACAAUUGCACGGUUAGGGGAAUUCCAGGGAUCAACUCUGGUGAAUGAGCUGAUCACCGAGGAGUCUACGAACUCAGAAGAUGUUAGUGUUGCAGACGUAUCUGUGGCCAACGACUCAUAUGUAGACACACAGGGCCAACAAGAAGCCCCUUCUCUGCUCUUGGAACUACAUGACAUCGAGCUACCUCUUGUUUUAGGUGGUAGUGCUCGCUUCGACCAAGAAACCGACUUUGCAAGCUUCAUCCGGUCCUUGAUAUUGUCAGUUCCCACAAGUCAGCGCAAAAUACACCUCCCUGGCUAUCGCGAUGAAAUCUUUAGAAGCGAAGAUUUAUCGGAGGGCCUUCGAACAUCCCGGCUCAAAGGUUUCGCACCCACUCGCGCCAACAUUGAGAAAUUUGGACAAGAUCUUUCAAACCUAAAACUCAUUGUUGGUACGGGGUUCUUUGCCAAGCGCUUCAAGAGCGAAGGUAUGUGGUUCGAGUGGUCAAGUGCCGCUCUUGAGAUCGCUCAAUUGAAUGAGCAUGAAUCCAAGCAAAUCGAGGAGAGCAAUUCCCAGCUCACCAAAGUAAAACUAGAUGAGGCUUUCAGUACAAUGGCAGUAUCAACAUCUAAGACUUUUAGCGGGGUUUUGAAAUCAGUUACAUCAUCGCUAGGUAAACAAAAGUUCUCUGAAGAAGCUCUUGCGGAAGCCGAAGUUUCUUAUAAUGAAGCCUACGAUUCUCUACAAUUACAGAAGCAUAAGCUUGAAAUGCUCAUUUUUGAAGUGGCAUCAAGAAUGGAACAGUUCGAGAAAUCAAAAAUCCAGACCAUUCUUACCAGUCUAAAUGUUCUCCAGAAAUUAGGGAGGGAACUUUCAAAAGCCUUAGAACAACUGUCUCGAGCCUUUGAUGAGAAGAUUUCUCUUGAUCCAAUUAUGCCAAACAUUAGCCAACUUGAGCUAACCAAAACUUGUCAGAACUUCGGCUCCGGUAUCUAUUUCCCGUCACUUCUUUUGUCAGACUCUGCUUCUUCUGGGACAAACAGUAUCACCCUGUUGAAUACCAACUUCCAAAACAUCAAAUUAAAUUUCAACCUCUAUAAGGAUAUUCCUUUGCAAUUGAGCGUUGCAAAGGCCCCCGAGCCAACAACAAACCUUCUCGAAAGGUCGAUGCCCUUCUUCUUGUAUGAGAUACUAAGAUAUCUUGACUCUUCUUCGACGGAUGAAUUGAAGGAGGAAUGGUUCUCACCUAUCAAUCAUCAGGAUGCUUGGUUGGUAAAGGAUGGGGUGCUUUCGGUGAUACAAGAACUCUCACAAAAGGGUAAUGCAAAAAGUAUCUCUACGAUUGAUCUGGACUUCACGAUACUCCAAACCAUUCUAGAGAAAAUGAGAAAUCUCACUUUGCGGAGACUAAUCAACUUUUUUAAGCAUUGGCUUCUAGAAGUGAGCGACUCUGUUAUUCCUUCCACAGUUUUCGACUCAUUGAUCAAACAUUACAAAUUGAGCGAAAACGAGACUAGUGAAAAUGAAUUGGUGAAGAUACUUGGUACAAUUCCGAGAAGCAAUUUGAGCUCUCUAAUACGUAUAUUACAUCACAUGAGAAAGGUAUUGUCUACUGAUCUCGAGACUCAUAAUGAUUCAACCGAGUCAAAUUCGAUCAAAAGCACAGUUGAAAGGCUUAACUCGAUGUCAUCAGUUGGCGCUGUCCCAUUCCUCCAUUUAAUUAUGAGACCCUCAGUCCUCAAGCACUCAGCUGGUUUCAAGCCUCCUUUGCAAGUAUACAAUGCAAUUCUUCUUGACUUAUUUAACAAUGGCACGAUCUCAAAACUUGAGGAACAUCUCAUUGUGUCAGAGGAGCACUACGCGCAGCGCCAGGAACAGCAAAGAUUUUUGUUCGAUCAACAGCUAAAUGGAGCUAGGGCUCGAUCUACAUCACUAAAUAGCGAAGGUCAAAUUCCAUCGGUUGAACUUACAUUACUGACACCAAAGAAGAAAGAAUCUGUGAAAUCAUCCACUCAAACUCUUCCUAAAACACCGAAAAGGUUAGGAGUAGCCGAUGGAGACAACUUCUCUUUAAGGCCUUUCAGAACUGGCACCACUCCUCGCCCAUCGCCAAGCUCUUCACCAGUCCAUAGAUUUGGAAAGCUGAAUGAUCAACUGGCCACUUCUGAAUUCAAAUCACCAUAA
Australozyma saopauloensis is the source of this 2673-nucleotide messenger RNA. RefSeq lists its product as uncharacterized. The transcript has a single exon. Gene Ontology annotation, biological process: signal transduction. Bases 1 to 2673 code for a protein of 890 amino acids. NCBI's taxonomy places the organism in Eukaryota, Fungi, Ascomycota, Pichiomycetes, Serinales, Metschnikowiaceae. The record is from RefSeq and is a predicted model, not a curated record.